UUCAUGUCCACAAAUGUUAGCGGUGGCUCAGAUGGAGGCUAACCGGCAGAGUGCGUUCGUCCUGGGCAGCACCCCUCUGGCCGCGCUGCACAACAUGACGGAGAUGAAGACGUCCCUGUUCCCCUACUCUCUGCAGCAGAACCCGGCCGGCUUUAAGGCACCACAGUUCUCCUGCCUCAACUCCCACAUGGCCGCAGGAACCCCGCAUGGAAUAAGCGACAUCCUGGGGAGACCCAUCACCUCUGCCGGGCAGCUGCUGUCUGGGUUCCCCCGGAUAAACGGCCUGACCACCGGCCUGACCACCACCGCAGCCGGGGUGUACUUCGGUCCGGCCAUGUCCAGGUACCCGAAGCCUCUGGCCGAGCUGCCGGGGAGGGCUCCCAUCUUCUGGCCCGGAGUGAUGCAGGGGUCUCCAUGGAGGGACCCGAGGCUCCCAUGUCCUGGUCAGGCUAACAUGAUGUUGGACAAGGACGGAAAGAAGAAACACUCCAGACCGACCUUUUCAGGACAGCAGAUCUUUGCACUGGAGAAAACCUUCGAGCAGACUAAAUACCUGGCCGGCCCAGAGAGAGCCCGGCUGGCUUACUCUCUAGGGAUGACCGAGAGCCAAGUCAAGGUCUGGUUUCAGAACAGGAGGACCAAAUGGAGGAAGAGGCACGCUGCAGAAAUGGCCACGGCCAAGAAGAAGCACGACUCUGAGACGGAGAAGAUGAAGGAGAGCUCGGACAACGAGGACGACGACGAGUACAACAAACCUCUGGACCCGAAUUCCGACGACGAGAAAAUUACGAGACUGUUGAAAAAGCACAAGGCCACCAACCUGGCGCUGAUCAGCCCCUGCAGUAACAGCUCGGACACCUUGUGA
Anoplopoma fimbria (sablefish) is the source of this 865-nucleotide messenger RNA. RefSeq names its product NK6 homeobox 2 (gene nkx6-2). NCBI's taxonomy places the organism in Eukaryota, Metazoa, Chordata, Actinopteri, Perciformes, Anoplopomatidae. Gene Ontology annotation, biological process: cell differentiation; regulation of transcription by RNA polymerase II. The coding region runs from base 14 to 865 and encodes 283 amino acids. Gene Ontology annotation, cellular component: nucleus. The record is from RefSeq and is a predicted model, not a curated record. The transcript has 4 exons. Gene Ontology annotation, molecular function: RNA polymerase II cis-regulatory region sequence-specific DNA binding; DNA-binding transcription factor activity, RNA polymerase II-specific.